AUGCCAACAUUUCCAACUGCAACCUCUUCUUGGGACAACCUCUUAAAUGCUCUUGCUCGCAGCUCAAUAUGGAAUUGGUUACAAGCAACUUUUGUGGGAGAGACUAUUAGUGUGCCUCAGCCAACAAACUUGGGGAUACUAGAUAAUCUCGCUCCAGCUGUGCAAAUCAUCCUUGGGAUUUCCUUUUUGAUUUUGUUGGCAAUUGGAUUAUUUGCCUUAUGGAAACGAAGCAUUCGGUCAAUUCAGAAAAUAGUGAUGUUUGUGAUCACACUCUACCAACUUUACAAGAAGGGCUCAGAUUUUUUUCAGGCUUUGCUAGCCAACCCAGAAGGAAGCGGUCGCCAGAUUCAAGACAAUAGUAAUGUCUUCCUGUCGUUGGGUCUGCAAGAGAAGAUUUUAAAAAAGCUUCAGAUGGUGGAAAACAAAGUGAGAGACCUGGAGGGGAUGAUCGUCGCCCAGAAACCUGCUGCGAAGCGGGACUGCUCCUCCGAACCCUACUGCAGCUGCUCUGACUGCCAGAGUCCCUUGCCCACGUCAGGGUUUACUUCCACAUCUGAAAUGUGA
Messenger RNA from Apodemus sylvaticus (European woodmouse), 564 nucleotides. RefSeq names its product transmembrane and coiled-coil domains 2 (gene Tmco2). Gene Ontology annotation, cellular component: nucleus. The record is from RefSeq and is a predicted model, not a curated record. The transcript is spliced from 2 exons. NCBI's taxonomy places the organism in Eukaryota, Metazoa, Chordata, Mammalia, Rodentia, Muridae. Bases 1 to 564 code for a protein of 187 amino acids.